AUGAGAAUCGAAAAAUGCUAUUUCUGCUCCGCCAGCGUCUACCCAGGGCAUGGUACCAUGUUCGUCCGGAAUGAUGCCAAGACGUUCCGCUUUUGUUCCAGUAAAUGCAACAAAAACUUCAAGAUGAAACGAAACCCGAGGAAAGUGCGAUGGACCAAAGCGUUCAGAAGAGCCAACGGGAAGGAUAUGGUCGUCGACUCUACUUUCGAGUUCGAGAAACGCCGUCAUGUGCCGGUACGCUACGAUCGCGAGUUGGUGGCGACUACUAUCAAAGCUAUGGAGAGAGUACAGGAGAUCAAACAGAAACGUGAAAAGGCAUUCUGGAAGAACAGGAUGGCCGGCAAUCCUGCCAGGGAUACCCACGCCCAAGCUGUCGAAGUGGAACGACACAUGGAGCUGGUACAACCUCGACGAGUCACCGCCCCAGAGGAGAGGGAGAAGAUCAAGGAAAAGAUCAAAGUUCGUGCGGCCGGAAAGAAAGCUAUGGCGACGCAACAGAUCAAAGCGGGGGCGGGGAAAAGAAAAGAGCGAGAGAGCAGACUCAUACCUGCACAAGGGGGUGGAAUGAGUAUGGGGAUGGAUACGAAUUAG
Messenger RNA from Tremella mesenterica DSM 1558, 591 nucleotides. RefSeq lists its product as uncharacterized. The record is from RefSeq and is a predicted model, not a curated record. The transcript is spliced from 3 exons. Gene Ontology annotation, biological process: ribosomal large subunit biogenesis; translation. Lineage: Eukaryota; Fungi; Basidiomycota; Tremellomycetes; Tremellales; Tremellaceae. Gene Ontology annotation, cellular component: nucleolus; ribosome. Gene Ontology annotation, molecular function: structural constituent of ribosome. The coding region runs from base 1 to 591 and encodes 196 amino acids.